Molecule: messenger RNA, 3284 nt
Organism: Megalobrama amblycephala (Wuchang bream)
Lineage: Eukaryota; Metazoa; Chordata; Actinopteri; Cypriniformes; Xenocyprididae
Gene: ppp3r1a
Product: protein phosphatase 3, regulatory subunit B, alpha a
Exons: 6
Coding region: 204-716 (170 amino acids)
Molecular function (GO): calcium-dependent protein serine/threonine phosphatase regulator activity; calcium ion binding
Source: RefSeq, a predicted model, not a curated record
CCCGCCCUGCGGCUCUUCCUCGCGUCGCUGCUGCAGUAAAACCCACGGAAACAGACGGAAAAUAGGUUAACGCUGCUGCUGUGUCAAAACCAGCCUUUUCUGUACAAAACAACGAGACCAAGAGCAGAAUUUUCCUCUUAUAUUUGUGCUUUCAUUUAUUGCUGUUCAUUUCCGAGGGGGAAUUCCGUCGCACAGGCAGCAACAUGGGAAAUGAGGCAAGUUAUCCCCUGGAAAUGUGCUCACAUUUCGAUGCUGAUGAGAUUAAAAGGCUGGGAAAGAGGUUUAAGAAACUCGACCUAGAUAAUUCAGGAUCCCUCAGUGUGGAAGAGUUCAUGUCUUUGCCCGAGUUACAGCAGAAUCCGCUGGUGCAGAGAGUCAUCGAUAUAUUCGACACGGAUGGCAACGGCGAGGUGGAUUUCAAAGAGUUUAUAGAGGGCGUCUCACAGUUCAGUGUGAAGGGUGAUAAAGAAAUGAAGCUCCGCUUUGCUUUUAGGAUCUAUGACAUGGACAAGGAUGGCUACAUUUCCAACGGGGAGCUGUUCCAGGUGUUGAAGAUGAUGGUGGGCAACAACCUGAAGGACACGCAGCUGCAGCAGAUCGUGGAUAAGACCAUCAUCAAUGCAGACAAGGACGGGGAUGGAAGAAUAUCUUUCGAGGAAUUCUGUGCUGUUGUUGGAGGUCUCGAUAUACACAAGAAGAUGGUCGUGGAUGUGUGAGCGAGUCCAUCUCCACCAGAUCUGCUUUCCUCUCCAUCUCUGACGAUCUGCUCAAAACAUCCAGCAAAUGCUCUCUGUGUAUUUCAAUGGAAGUAUUUAAGCCACUUUUGUCAAAUAGAAGCCUUGUCAACGUGUGCGUGUUAUUGAACUCCAAUCUGCUCAAUAACCUGCUGUAGCACUUUAUGGGCUUAUGGACACUGAAAGAGCAUGUCAGUUAAAGAGGAAAGAGCAUUGGCUUGUCCAUAUUUAUUUAGGUUUUUUUAAUGCUUCUUUUUUUUAAUAUUUAUUUUGUUUCAUCUCUUUCUUUUUUUUUUUUUUAAAGUUAAGUAUAAUAUAAAUAAGUAUACGUAGGGUAUGACGUGCCAAGCAGAACAUACAGAACAAACGUACAGUCACCACCGUCAUGUUCAAAAGCUUGUUCCAUUGCAUGACGUAAUGAUGCAAUGUUUGCUUUUUUCCUGUUACGCUUUGUGAUAUACUCUAUUUCUAUCAUUCUAGCAUUUUGGAUUUUAGCAUCUAACCAUGUUUAAUACCUGUUUUUGUAUUAAUCGUGAUAUAAUGUUUAUGUAUAAAUGUUUAUAUUGUUGGAAAGUGCAUCUUCAGGUCUGAAUCGUUGAGACAGUCCAGCAGAAAGUUACCAAGAAACAAAAUACGAUUUGGUUUACUUCAAUAACGCUUCAUGUGAAACACAACGAAUAGGUUUGUUCAUAUGAUAAUCCCAGCAUACGGUGGUCACAAAUAGUAUUUGGACACUAAAGUCACAAUAGCGAUGUCUGAAUGUCACUGCAGUAGAAAACUCAAUAUCAAAGCAAGAUCUUUCCUCAGCAUUAACUUCAGUUUUCUGAGACAAUGACUUUUAAACUGGUGUUUGUCAGUUCUCACAGGCUUUUUGUCACAUUGAAAAGGUCUAUAUAUGUAGAAUUCAAAAACCCUUAUUAUUAGCGACACCGGUGGCCAUUAAGUGAACUGCAUACUGUGUGCUUUCUUCUCAAUAACAAAAUAAACACAACAAAAAUGACAGCAGUAAGAAAACGGCAGUAAAGAAAUCAUCUGAUCAUAGUGAUGUGGAUUUGUUAGUAAAAGCUCUGCAACUCACCGGCAUCAUGUCGACAGGUGAGGUAAUUAACUUAUGAUCGUUUAAGUAUAUUUGAGACUAUAGUUUGAAUAAAUCCCUUUUCUUUGCAUGACACAUUGACAUUACAAUACAGAAUAACUCUUUUUGGGUCAUUGUAAGCAUUAAUUAGCCUUUUUCACACUUCCGGGUUUCCAGUGCUUGGCAUCGCAGGGUAAAUUUACUUCCGGCGACGUCAAAACGUAAGUGUUUUAAGAGACUACAUUAAAUAUAUUUUCCACAAUAGUAUUUUCCCAACUUUCAAAAGAGGAAAAAAAAUAAAUGGAGAUUGAUAACGGCAAUAAGAAGAGAGAAAGAUUUCAAUUUGACGUCACUCCCUAUUACAAACACCCGCACAGCAGCGUAAACUAAUUUUUGUGUAAUUUGAUGCAAAUUAUAAUGUUAUUAUGAAUGUACAUACAAUUUAAAAAUGAAAAUAUAAACUUUGAGGGGCUCUCGGCAGCGCGCGUUGUAACCGUCACAGCCUCUUGAUUUUCCCGGCAAAAACGUCCCGAAGUCUUUGACUUAAAAACCAGUCAGGCUGGAAAGUGUCGUUUUUUUAAGUUUCGUUACAAGCAUUUCACACGUGGCAAUAAAAAAGCGAUUAAUACAUGAAAAUUAUUACAUAAAGUUACGUAAAAUCCAACAAACCUACUAAAUUUGUUCGAAUAUAUUGCUUAAAAAUAAGCUCUCUCACAAUGACACUUGCUUUGAUUUUUCAUAUAAUGUGACUGAAGUGCCCAAACCUUUUUGGGACUGCCGUGUAUCUAAUAAUCUAUAACACAUGGAUGAUUUUCAUGUCCAUCUUUUGUAUACUCACAUGUAAAUGCAGCAGGAUACCCUUGUGCUUUGGUAAACAUAUGUAUUACACAGUUGAUUGACAUCCACAGGCAUUCAAUACAGUACAAAAUGGGUAUAGUCAAGUAUAAUAUUUUCAACAAGACUACGGACUACUACGAAAAUGAAUUUAGCCUACUCUUGAAUGUUUACAUGCAUGACAGGAGCAGCUUAACCAAAUUCAUCACUGGUCUAUUUACUCUGAUCUCAGCAUAUCAACCAAUCUUUGAGGCUUCUGCUGUGUUAACCAGUUCAUUUCUGCAUGUUUAUCAGUUUCACCUAUUGUAAUUCUUUAUACUCAAGCUGUGAAAGUUAUAUCCAAUAUCAGAAGAACCAUGAAUGCAUUACAUAUGUUGCCAAAUUAGAAACAAACGUUUUCUUCAGUCAUGGUCAGGUCACAUCAUUUGCCCUUUGUUUUGUAAAUACAUCUUUUAAGCAAGUCAUGGUUUAAUAAAAUUAAUUUUUCUGCAACUUUUGCUGAAUUAAAUGGGUAUCUCCUACACAUGAAGGCACAAUAAACACGUCGGUUAUGGGAUGUCUUUUCUGCAUGCUGCAUCUAACUACUAUGGGAUAUAUGGACUACUUGAUACUGUAUGAAACAAUAAACAUUUAAAACUUGA